AUGGUGGACCCAAAGACGAGCGUUAUCAAUGUGCUGAUAUUGAAACGUGAUGUGUGGAGCUCACGUGAUUUACUCAUUUGGCUGAACGCUCAGCUGGAAUGUGAAGUGGCACAAAUUAAGGAUCUCCGCACUGGCGCCAUCUAUUGUCAAUUGCUGCAUCGCUUAUAUCCAUCGAAUAUUCGGUUGGAUUGCGUUAAGCUGUACACACGUAAACAAAAUGAGUUUGUGCUCAAUUUCACUUUGCUGUCGAAAUCGUUUAAAGAGCUGCGUAUCAAUUAUGAAGUGCCGCAGAAGCAAUUGAUCAACGGCAUUGGACAUCACUUUUUUUUGAAUUGGUAUCACAAGUUUUACGAGACGAACGUUAACGAGAACAUCAAGUAUGAUCCCCGCAAAGAGCGCAAGUUUAGCAAAAUUGGAAUGAAGCCAUGCCGGCUAACUAACAUCCCAACAGUUGGCACAUUAAAAAUUGCUUACAAUUUCGAAAAGUUUCUUAAUUGCGCCAAAAUCAACAUUGAAUCUAAAGCACACGAAGCAGCUGAAUUUCCCAAAAGGGAAUUUCUAUUUGUGAAACGUUUUACGCUCUUUACCAACACUGGAGAUCAACAAGAUGAAAUCGCUGGUAAGAGUGAGAAGGAAAUUGUUAAAGGUUUGGAUGAAAAGGAUGAUAUUGAAACUCAUAAGAACAACACAGAGGAUGAAUCGCAAGGAACAAAUGAUGAUAAUAGAAAUGAAGAUGAAAUGAAAAAAGUUAACAAACCUUUGAAAGGUGAUGAAAUUAUGCCUAUGCUUACUAAGGAAAAUAUUCAAUAUCAUAAAAUCCUAAGUCGAGUAUUUGAUUUCAUUGCUGACAAAGAUGCAGAUAGUGAAGAUCUUAUUUCGGAUCUCCGGGAAUAUUUUGAAAGCAUGGAUAAAAGUUAG
Drosophila sulfurigaster albostrigata is the source of this 918-nucleotide messenger RNA. RefSeq lists its product as uncharacterized. The transcript has a single exon. The record is from RefSeq and is a predicted model, not a curated record. Gene Ontology annotation, cellular component: spindle midzone; microtubule organizing center; microtubule plus-end. Gene Ontology annotation, biological process: protein localization to microtubule plus-end; spindle assembly; regulation of microtubule polymerization or depolymerization. NCBI's taxonomy places the organism in Eukaryota, Metazoa, Arthropoda, Insecta, Diptera, Drosophilidae. Bases 1 to 918 code for a protein of 305 amino acids. Gene Ontology annotation, molecular function: microtubule plus-end binding.